Impatiens glandulifera is the source of this 1896-nucleotide messenger RNA. RefSeq names its product cytochrome P450 724B1-like. The record is from RefSeq and is a predicted model, not a curated record. Gene Ontology annotation, biological process: sterol metabolic process. Lineage: Eukaryota; Viridiplantae; Streptophyta; Magnoliopsida; Ericales; Balsaminaceae. The transcript is spliced from 8 exons. Bases 109 to 1581 code for a protein of 490 amino acids. Gene Ontology annotation, molecular function: heme binding; oxidoreductase activity, acting on paired donors, with incorporation or reduction of molecular oxygen; iron ion binding.
CCAAUCCAGUCCAAUUUUUAAGACAUGAAGUUUUUAACCUUCUGAAACUCAAUCUCUUCUUCCCUCUUCUUCUUCUUCUUCUUCUUCUCACUUUCAUCAGCCAUAGCUAUGAUCUGGCUUUGGCUUUGUCUAGCUUUCUCACUACUUGUAUUUCAAUUGAUUCUCACAAUAAUAAAGCAUUAUCUCCCAUUAUUCUCAAAAACAAACCUCCAUAUCCCAAAAGGUUCAUUUGGCUGGCCUUUACUCGGAGAGACAUUAGCUUUUCUCAAACCACACCCUUCAAAUUCAAUUGGCUCAUUUCUCCAACAACAUUGUUCAAAGUAUGGGAAAGUUUUCAAAUCACAUUUGUUUCUUUCUCCAACUGUGGUUUCAUGUGACCAAGAACUCAAUUACUUCAUACUGCAAAAUGAAGACAAACUUUUUCAGUGCAGCUAUCCUAAACCCAUUUAUGGAAUUCUUGGGGACAUUUCAAUGUUGGUUGCAGUUGGCGAUGUUCAUAAGAGGCUUAGAAAUGUCGCUAUCUCUCUUGUCACUACUAUCAAGUCUAACCCACAAUUUCUUAAUGAUAUUGAGAGAGCAACUUUGCAAACAUUGGAUUCUUGGAAAGAUAGACAAAGGGUACUGUUCUGUCAAGAGGCUAGAAAGUUCACAUUCAAUGUAAUAGUGAAGCAGGUUUUGGGUUUAACUCCAGAUGAACCACAGACUGCAAAAAUUCUAAAGGAUUUUCUUACUUUCAUGAGAGGGCUUGUUUCUUUGCCGCUUUACAUUCCUGGGACUCCUUACGCCAAGGCUGUCAAGGCUAGACUUAGAAUAUCUUCCACUGUCAAAGCAAUCAUAGAGGAAAGGAUGAGGAGAAGAAGAAGAUCAAGUGAUGAUGAUGAUGAUGAAGAUGAAGAUGGAGAUGGGCUUAACAAAUCCAUGAAAAGUAACUGCAGUGACUUCUUGGAGAUCUUGCUUGGAGUUGAUUCUUUAUCUGAAGAUGAAAAAGUUAGCUUUGUUCUGGAUUCCCUUUUGGGAGGAUAUGAAACUACCUCUGUCUUGAUAGCCAUUGUUGUCUAUUUCCUUGGUCACUCUCCUUCUGCACUUCACCAACUAAAGAAUGAGCAUGAGGCAAUAAGAAGCAUGAAGAAAGCAGAUGAAUUGCUGAACUGGGAUGAUUACAAAAAAAUGGAUUUCACUCAAAAAGUAAUCAAUGAGGCUCUUAGAUUUGGGAAUGUUGUUAAAUUUGUUCACCGAAAGGCUCUCAAAGACGUUAAAUUUAAAGAUUUUGUAAUUCCAUCAGGUUGGAAAGUUCUACCAGUUCUUAGUGCAGUUCACUUGGACCCAUCAAUCCAUACAAAUGCUCUUGAGUUUUACCCUUGGAGAUGGGAGAAUCAAGAUCAGACAGGAAAGAAAUUCAUUCCAUUUGGUGGAGGUUCAAGAUGUUGUCCAGGAUCUGACUUGGGUAGAGUUGAGAUAGCGUUCUUUCUUCAUCAUCUCGUACACAAGUUCAGGUGGAAAGUUGAAGAUGGAGAGCAACCAUUGGCAUUUCCAUAUGUAGAGUUUAAAAGAGACCUUGCCAUGAGUGUGGAACAAAUCUAGCCUCAGUUGAACUAUUUCCAGGAAUCUUUUUUUGUCUCUACUAGCCUAUAGAAAAAAGAUCUUGUUCAAGUAAGGUUUGUAUUCAAUGAAUCUUUUCUUUCAUUAAACCACAAUCAAUUAAGCAGAUUUGAGCUUGAUAAUACUGUACCCAUCAAGGAUCCUCUGCUGAUGAUCAUUAAGCUGCUCAUUUCUUCCACAUUUUCCCCUCUUUAUUGAGGAGGUUUAUUGUAAUUUGUAAUUGUAAAAUUUUAGACAAGAGGCAAAUAUUGUAAUAGUGUGUAUUUUAUUAUAAUGCCAUGUUAAACUUUUAUAGAA